Messenger RNA from Hyla sarda, 1066 nucleotides. Its product is annotated as disabled homolog 2-interacting protein-like. The transcript has 3 exons. NCBI's taxonomy places the organism in Eukaryota, Metazoa, Chordata, Amphibia, Anura, Hylidae. The record is from RefSeq and is a predicted model, not a curated record. The annotation marks the transcript as partial.
GUAGUUUUGCAACAACUGGAGGCACCCUGGUUGGGAAACACUGAGUUUUAGUAUUAAAAUAAUUUUUUACCUGCUCUGGUGGCCCCCGCCCGCAGCAGCACACGUGAGCCGGCCCCAGCAGAUAAUUGCAAGUUUUCCUGGGGGGCCGUAUCGCUAUAUCGCAAAAAGCAAAAAUCCCGAUUCGAUUGCUAUUGUGCAGCCCUACAAUGCACUGAGAAGGUUUGGACAUAAUGAGGCGCUCUCUCCGUCUCUCCACAGGUCACAUCUAAUGCCGAGGCUGAAGGAAUCGCGCUCCCACGAGUCUUUGCUUAGUCCCAGUCGUGCGGCUGAAACUCUUGAUCUCAGUAUGGAGGAAGAGGUGGUGAUCAAACCCGUCCACAGCAGCAUCCUGGGCCAAGACUACUGCUUCGAGGUUACAGCAUCGACCGGCAGUAAAUGCUUUUCGUGUCGCUCUGCAGCUGAACGGGAUAAAUGGAUGGAGAACCUGCGCCGCGCCGUUCACCCCAAUAAGGAUAACAGUCGUCGGAUGGAGAACAUGCUGAAGUUGUGGAUUAUUGAGGCCAAGGACCUUCCUGCUAAGAAGAAAUAUCUCUGUGAGUUGUUUCUGGACGAUGUUCUUUACGCACGAACUACCUGCAAACUGAAGACUGACAACGUCUUCUGGGGGGAGCACUUUGAGUUCAACAACCUCCCGUCCCUGAAGACCAUCACCGUGCACUUAUACAAAGAGACAGAAAAGAAGAAGAAGAAGGACAAGAACAACUACAUGGGCCUGGUCAACAUCCCCAUAGCAGCCGUGACCGGGCGGCAAUUAGUGGAGAAGUGGUAUCCGGUGGUGUCCACAAACACCAGCAAAGGCAAAUCUGCAGGACCCAUGAUCCGCAUGAAAAGCCGCUACCAGAGCAUUAACAUCCUCCCCAUGGAACUGUACAAGGAGUUUGCCGAAUAUAUCACCAACAACUACAUGGUGCUGUGCUCCAGCCUGGAGGGCAUCCUGAGCGUCAAGAACAAGGAGGAGAUGGCCUCAGCUCUAGUCCAUAUCUUACAGAGCACCGGAAAGGCAAAG